CAAUGCGAGGGGGCUAGGGUUUUAGUGAGGGUUUAGAGAGCGCAGCGCAGGGAGGAGCGAUGGCGAUGAGAAGGUCGGGUGUCGUGGGGCGGCGUCUCCUGCAGAACGCGCUCCGCUACGAAGAGGAGAAGAGGGUGCUUUUUGGGCCUCUCGCGGCGCCUGGCAAGCUCUUCGCUCUGCGCGGCUUCAAAACCCUGGGCUACCUCAACGCGGAGAGGAGCUGGCCAAGUCCCGAUGACAGCGGCAGCGGCGCCACAGGCGCCACCGGUGGCGCGAGCACCGCCACUGGGCCGGUUGUCCCCGAAGGGAGCACGUCCAGCCGGGAACUUGAUGGUAGCAACGCGGCGGCUGGCAACACGGGUGGCGGUGCCGCUGGAGGGGUGGGGACUUACGGCUCCACUAGCAGCUGGUCCUCUAAGCCAGGCACCGGCAAGACGUGGCCCAACCCGAAUGCUCCCAGGGACAUUCCCACCUACACCCCCAGCUCCUACAGCAGCAGCUCCAAGGGUGGUGGUAAGCUGUGGGACAAUCCCAAUGGCCUCCCCUACUGGGACUCCAAGUGGGAUGAUCCCACCAAGCCGGAGCUGAGGGCCAAGGGAUGGACGUGGGAUCCUAACCCGGCAAACUCCCACAUGGGCACCUGGCCUGCCGAUCAGCCACCUCCCAACCGGAGCCCGCUUGGCUUCUCUACUCCCAGGGGUGGCGGUGGCUCUUGGGACCGAGGGCCGAGGAGUAACUUUGGCGGCGGCGGCGGUGGCGGCUUUGGCGGUGGUGGCGGUGGCAACUUCAACCAGGGUGCCGGAGGGGGCCAGGGCUUCCCACAGGGUGGCGGUGGUGGUGGCUUCCCGCAGGGUGGUGGUGCUCCGGGCAACUUCCCGCAGGGUGGUGGUGCUCCGGGCAACUUCCCGCAGGGUGGUGGCCAAGGCGGUAGUUUCCAGCAGCAAGGGGCGGGAGGUGGUUUCCAGGGUAAUCAAGGCGGUGGUAACUUCCCAGGCAAUCAGGGUGGUGGUAACAUCCCAGGGAAUCAGGGCGGCGCUGGCGGCGGUAACUUCCCGGGUGGCGGAGCUGGAGGCAACUUUCCGGGACAGGGAGGGCAAGGAGGUCAAGGCGGCGGUGGUAACUUCCAAGGAGGCGGUGGAGGUGGUGGCGGCUUUCCGGGUGGCAGAUAGAUAUGUUUAGCUAAGAUAUAUGUGUGUUUGCCCUGUGGUUUGCUUUUAUUCAACGCGUACACACUUAGUUUA
Selaginella moellendorffii is the source of this 1241-nucleotide messenger RNA. RefSeq names its product glycine-rich cell wall structural protein 1.8. Bases 60 to 1169 code for a protein of 369 amino acids. Lineage: Eukaryota; Viridiplantae; Streptophyta; Lycopodiopsida; Selaginellales; Selaginellaceae. The record is from RefSeq and is a predicted model, not a curated record. The transcript has 2 exons.